Molecule: messenger RNA, 4183 nt
Organism: Phascolarctos cinereus (koala)
Lineage: Eukaryota; Metazoa; Chordata; Mammalia; Diprotodontia; Phascolarctidae
Gene: NAPG
Product: NSF attachment protein gamma
Biological process (GO): intracellular protein transport
Cellular component (GO): vacuolar membrane; SNARE complex
Molecular function (GO): syntaxin binding; soluble NSF attachment protein activity
Source: RefSeq, a predicted model, not a curated record
AAUGGGUAAUGAAAAGACACGAACAAUUUUCAGGGGAACAAUGAUCUCUUUCACUUUGUUAAUCAAAGCGUGUUUGCUGUGAUGCUCCCGCCGGGACACUACUCUUUAUAAACUCCCAGCCAACUGGAAAAGCCCAGACUCCUCUCCACUCCGGAGGCUAGAACAGAGCCAGGCUUUCCGCCUACCCUCGAGCUGGAAGUACUGCGCAGCUGCCGGCAGUGCAAGCAGACAAGUUAGGAGCACUGCGCUUGCGCCGGCCACCUCACAGUGCGCCCUGACCAGGCUGCGCUCGAGCCGCCAUCGUCGCCGGGUUUGAACCUUCCACCCCACCGUAGCCAGAUUGCGGGUUAGGCCACUCGGUCUUUCCUUCUUUCUUUCUAUCAAAUCUCCCCGUCUCCGGCUUCAAACUGGAGUCCUUUACAGCGGCAGGAAGAGGGAGUCCCCUCCGCAGUAUCCGAGCCGAGACUGUGGAGAUGGCAGCUCAGAAGAUCAACGAAGGGCUGGAGCAUAUCGCCAAAGCAGAGAAAUACCUGAAAACUGGUUUUUUAAAAUGGAAGCCAGAUUAUGACAGUGCGGCAACUGAAUAUGGGAAAGCAGCUGUUGCUUUUAAAAAUGCCAAACAGUUUGAUCGAGCUAAAGAUGCCUGUCUGAGAGAAGCUGCUGCACAUGAGAAUAAUAGGGCUCUUUUUCAUGCAGCCAAGGCUUAUGAACAAGCUGGCAUGAUGUUGAAGGAGAUGCAGAAAUUACCUGAAGCUGUUCAACUGAUUGAGAAGGCCAGUAUGAUGUUUCUGGAGAAUGGGACACCUGACACAGCAGCCAUGGCCUUGGAACGGGCAGGAAAACUUAUAGAAAAUGUGAACCCUGAAAAGGCUGUACAGUUAUAUCAACAGACAGCUAAUGUGUUUGAAAAUGAAGAACGCCUAAGACAAGCAGUUGAAUUACUAGGAAAAGCCUCACGACUUUUAGUACGAGGACGUAGAUUUGAUGAGGCUGCACUUUCCAUUCAGAAGGAAAAGAAUAUCUAUAAGGAAAUUGAAAAUUAUCCAACGUGUUAUAAGAAAACAAUUGCCCAAGUCUUAGUUCAUCUACACAGAAAUGACUAUGUAGCUGCAGAAAGAUGUGUCAGAGAGAGCUAUAGCAUACCAGGAUUCAAUGGAAGUGAAGACUGCACGGCCCUGGAACAGCUUUUAGAAGGGUACGACCAGCAAGACCAAGAUCAAGUUUCAGAGGUCUGCAAUUCUCCACUUUUUAAGUACAUGGACAAUGAUUAUGCCAAAUUGGGCUUAAGUUUGGUGGUCCCAGGAGGAGGAAUCAAGAAGAAAUCACCAGCAACACCCCAGGCCAAAAGUGAAGGUGCAGAAGCCACAGCUGCUGGUGAUGAAGAAGAGGAUGAAUAUGCAGGAGGACUGUGCUAAUUAUUAACAUGCAUACUCUCAGGGUAGGGUGUGGGGGGAAAAUCUAAUGUACUAUUUUGUGGAUGUCAAGUGUACCCAAAUUCUUAAUCCUUCUCUGUAGUCCUGAAUUGGAACACCAAUAUAGAAGCUCCAUAUUUGGCGCUACUGUACCAAAAAAUUGCCUUGCCUCCUGUGAGUCAUUAGUUUAUUCCUUCCUUGGUAAAAGUUUGCCCAGAGCACCAGCUUAAAUUUUCUUUUAAGAGAGUUGAUAAGAAAAAUGAUAACAGGCUCCUUUGAGAGCUGGGUUCUAGAGUGAAGAUUGUGGAUUUAGAAUGGCAGGUGGAAUGUUUGAAUGUCAUUUUUCCUUUUAUGAUUUUUGUAUUUCCUCGUAAAUACUUUUUAUUAACUAGUAAUUGGCACUAAAAGUGACUUGUCCUGUUAGAAAGUCAGUACCUGAUCUGCUUGUUUUUCUUGUGUGGUAUGUGUAAAUAUGAGGCUGUGUUAUAUGUGUGGAUGUGUGUGUGUGUGUGUGUGUGUGUGUGUGUGUGUGUGUGUGUGCGCGUAUAUGUAUAUGUGUUUGCACAUAUACAUAUUUUAAAGGAAAUCUUAUGCUCAUGCCAUAGGAUGCAUUAAAUGGUUCAGUCCUUUCAGAAAAUAAGUUUGGGAGCAGGAGACAAUUUUGAACCUUAGGAUUGUUUUUAGCCUAUUGAAAUAUGUAUUUCAGGUCUCACAAGUCAAUUUGCAGAAUUUGAAGAUAACUAAGUAAAUUAUCUGGCAAAUUUAUGAAGCUUUCCCUGGAUUUAAACAAGAUGAAUAGAUGCACAUUUCAAAGAAAGCAUUGACUAAGGUUAAUAGGAACCCAUGAAAAAUCCUUUUGAAACUUUGUCCUCUCAGAAGGGAACUGAGAAAGAAAGAGUCUUCCUCCACCCUCUUUUAAACAAACUACCUCCCUGCCAGAGAUGCAGCUUCUGGGCUAGUCAGUGCUGGAGGAAGAACUGGCCGUCAAUGAGCACAGUGUCUGCACAGUGGAAUUCGAGAUGAGGGGGAAGAAGCAUGUAGGAGAAAAUGAUGGGGGUAAAGCACCAUGCUUCAAAUAUUUAAGUGGCUAGUCAUUUCUUAAAUGGCAGCUAUGAUGCUUUCCUUUGGGGGUUUACAUAUGUUCCUUAUACACUUUUUGCUUUCUUUCUUGAUGGUCAAAAGUUUUAGAAUCACCCCUUUUGUGUCAUAGUCCUUUCAAGUGAUCUGCUUUUUGGAAAAGGGCUUUAGAAACAAGUGACGUGCAUUCUGCAGGCAGAUGCUAACCACCUGUGCUCUACUGGUUUCCUAUUUGUUCCCUAGAGAUACAUGUACUUAGAUACAUAUAUAUAUUAUUUAUAAUUAUAUAUAUGUAUAUAUAUAUAUAUGUAUAUAUAUAUAUAUAUGUGUAUAUAUAUAUAUAUACAUAUAUAUAAUUAUAAAUAAUUUCCUUAUUUAUGCCUGAUCUCUGAAGUAACUGUAAUGAGACAUUCCAGAAGCCACUUCUGAAAACCAGUCUCAUGACUGGUCAUGUAUGCAUUAUAGUUUAUGCAUGGUUCUGCUAGACCUCCCUGGGAACAUUAUGAGUGGAUGAAGGAACAUAUCUUUAAGACACACACAAGUGAUUCUUUAGGAAACCUCAAUAUCUUUCUAGAGUCCAUAAUAAAUCGUGCGUGUGAGUGUUUGUGUGUCUGUGUCUAUGUCUGUAUGUCAGUACUGAAAUGCUUAUUUUAGCUUAUUAUAAAACACUAUUAUAUUUAACAAUGUGUUUAUUUUUCAAACCCAUUACAUCAUUCUGCAUAUAUCCUUUUAUUUUCAACAUCACGGCAAGCAUCUCAGAACUUAACUUUGGACUGUCAUCUGCAUUUGGUAGUUAGUACUGCAAGAUAAAAAUGUUCACAUCUUAAGGAUUUGUUGUCUCAGUGCUGCUAAUACUACUUUGUUCCAUUCACAAGCUUCUGACAGUGUGAAGUCAUAUGUACACCUUUCUCUGGACAAAUUAUUACCUGCCCCCAACCAAAUAUGGCUGUACUCAAGGCCAUGUAUCAGUCUGUAUUGUACCAUUCACAUACAAAUUUUUUUUUAACAGCAUUGAACAUUUUAAUGUUUUUUUUUCCAUUGAUACAACAAAAAGAAAUGAGUUGGGUAUCCAAUAGUAGGAAUAUAAUCAAGUCUCAGAACAUAAUCAAGACGUAUUUUGGGAUUAAUUUUUUAUGUAGCUGUUCCUUUUUUUCUUCUUAGAAUUUUCCUCUCUCCUCUACUUCUUUUCCCCAAUCUUCAGAACUAAAGCACACUACCUUUGUUUAGCUAUGCGUGAAUACUUCUUUGGUAGGGCUAUUCUAGUCUAGUAAGUAUUGAAAAACAUUUGUUUCAAAUUGAUCAUUUUUUUUGCCCUUUGAUGCAGUUUGCACCUUUAAAAUAUUUUAUCAUAAAAACCAGGUUAAAAGUGGAAACAGUGUGGUGUUGCAAUAGGAAAAAUAUUUUCCAGAGUUCUACUUUCAUACAAAAGAAAAAGUCUGCAUGGAUGUGCUUAAAAUUCAUUAUAAUUUUCCAUUGUAAGUGAAGUCUGUCCCUGCCAUAUAUUUAAUAUAUUAAAUUUGUACAUACAUAGAAUAUGGUAUUCUUAUAGUGUGAAACUUGUGCUUCACUUGUAUUUUUCCUAACUUUGUGAUGUAUAGAGUAUUAAGUGUGGUAGUAAUGCAGAUUAUCACCUCUCUGGAAAGAGACUCCGUAUGUGACAAUUAUGAAAAUAAAACUUGAAGCUUUAAUUUGGC